This is a messenger RNA of Penicillium samsonianum, 1452 nucleotides long. Its product is annotated as MFS transporter. Lineage: Eukaryota; Fungi; Ascomycota; Eurotiomycetes; Eurotiales; Aspergillaceae. The record is from RefSeq and is a predicted model, not a curated record. The transcript has 6 exons. Gene Ontology annotation, biological process: transmembrane transport. Gene Ontology annotation, molecular function: transmembrane transporter activity. The coding region runs from base 1 to 1452 and encodes 483 amino acids.
AUGACUUGGUCGAAGCCAUUUUUGAAGCUUCGCGACCACCGACCGUGGUUGUUGCCGCUGAGGUCGUCACAAUCCUUCAUAGUGACGACGAUUUCUCUUUCGAUGUUUACGGAUCUCUUUCUCUAUGCUAUGAUUGUUCCUGUCAUGCCCCAGGCAUUAGUUUCACGAGCUGGAGUAGCAUUCGAAGAUAGAGAAUAUUGGAACAGCGUCCUCCUCAUAUCUGAAGCCCUCUCAGCACUUACAUGCUGUCCGAUAUUUGGAUACAUGCUAGACGUCUCCGGAACACGCCAGGGCCCAUAUCUAUCCGGACUGGUGCUAUUGUUUGCAUCUAUGGUCAUUUUCACAGCUUCACACUCAGUGACAUGGUAUAUCAUCGCCAGAGUGCUCCAAGGCGCAGCAACGGCAAUGGUUUCGGUAGCUGGUCUUUCAAUUGUGACAGAUGCAGUAGAUAAAGCGAGUCUUGGACAAAUGAUUGGAUAUCUUGGCACCGCCAUGACACUGGGAUUUAUGUCUGGUCCACUACUGGGCGGGCUGGUUUACGAAGUUGGAGGAUUCUAUGCAGUCUUUGGUAUGGCUUUUGGGAUCGUUGCUCUUGACUUCUUUCUUAGACUCGCUGUUGUCGAGAAGAGGAUUGCUGAACGCUGGCUGUGUCUCACUGAUGGCGAGCGGCCAAGUCAGGAGAAUGGUUAUAUCCCCGAGCAGCCGCCAUACGGAACUCUGGGGACUAUAACCGGUAGCGCUCAAACUGCCGCGGAAAUUUCUAAGAGUACUUUUGCGCUGGGCAAGCUUUUAAAGCAGCCACGGAUACUUAUUAGCCUCUGGGCAGUUAUAGUUGGGGCUCUUGUGGUCUCGGCAUUCGAUGCAACACUCCCAGUCUUUGUGGAGAACACAUUCCAGUGGAAUGUUCUAGGCGCAGGUCUGAUAUUCUUGCCAGGUGCUGCAGCGGCCAUUUUCCAACCCUUUUUUGGAUUUUUAUCUGAUCGUCUUGGAUCGAGAGUGAUUACAUUCGCAAGCUUUGCCAUUCUAGCCCCGAGUCUGAUCUGUCUUCGUUUUGUUCAGGAAAACUCACCAUCCCACAUAGGUUUUCUUUGUGUAAUUCUGGGCGUUGUCGGAAUGUGCAUCGACUUAAGCGAGCCUGCCUUGAUAGUGGAGAUGCAGCGUGUCCUGGAUGAUAUGGAAGCUGGAGAACCCGGCAUCUUUGGGGGUAAAGGUGCCGUGGCUCAAGCUUUUAGCUUAGAGAAUAUGGCACAUUUUGGCGGUUUGGCAUUAGGACCUAUGGUAGGUGGAUUUGUGGAGUUCCAAUACGGUUGGAAAGUUAUGACUCUUGGACUGGGAGUUCUUUCUGCGGUUACUGCUAUGCCUAUGUUAUGGCUCAGUGGUCCUAUGGAAGAAGUCUCCUGGACUGAGUCUGCCGAUGAAGAGAUGGAACGUGAACCCCUGCUGAUGGAAUAG